Aspergillus mulundensis is the source of this 6357-nucleotide messenger RNA. RefSeq names its product Orsellinic acid synthase. Gene Ontology annotation, biological process: fatty acid biosynthetic process; secondary metabolite biosynthetic process. Lineage: Eukaryota; Fungi; Ascomycota; Eurotiomycetes; Eurotiales; Aspergillaceae. Gene Ontology annotation, molecular function: fatty acid synthase activity; 3-oxoacyl-[acyl-carrier-protein] synthase activity; phosphopantetheine binding. The coding region runs from base 1 to 6357 and encodes 2118 amino acids. The record is from RefSeq and is a predicted model, not a curated record. The transcript is spliced from 3 exons.
AUGCCUUCCAAGCACGUCCUCCUCUUCGCCCACGACCGGGUCCCCUUUGCCGCCGUGCACGACCUCAACGUGCGCUCCAAGUUACGCCGCAGACUCCAGACCUUCCUGGCUGCUGCGUCCACCGUUGUACAGCGUCAGGCAUCUGCCCUGGACGGGCUCGAGCGGGCCAACAUUGGCUCGUUCGAGGACCUCGUGGAACUCGCGGAGACCCAGGGCGCCCAGGCUCGUGGUAGCAUUGCUGCUGACUUGGUGCUCUUGACGACUGUCCAGAUCGGCCAGCUACUUGUCCUCGCCGAAGACCAACCCUCGCUCCUCUCCGAAGAUGGCGCAGUCCCAAUGGCCUUUGGGACCGGCCUGCUGGCCGCCGGUGUUGCUGCUGCCGCUACGACUGCCGACGAGAUCAUCACACUGGGUCUGGAAGCAGUGGCUGUCGCCUUCCGCCUCGGCCUGGUGCUCCAGCGGAGGGCAAGGGAUAUCGAGGAUUCCCAAGGGGCAUGGGCACGAGUCGUCUCUGGAACAGCCGACCUGGAGCAAGGCCUCGAGAGCUUCAAUGCCUCACUCCGCCCGAUGAACCGGGUGUACAUUGGCCAGGUUCUGUCGGACAGGAUCGUCGUCUUCGGCCCUCCAUCGACCCUCGAUGCCUUUGCAAAGACGACCGCGACCGUCACGCCCCCUGCCACCACAUUCACCCAAGCACCACUCCACGGAGCUCACCUGCCUUCGAUCAAUGCCAGCGAAGUUGUUGGGUCGGCCCCAGCGCAGGUGGCGGAGGUCUGGAAGCUCGCAGUCGACCAGAUCGCUCACAAGCCCAUCAACGUGGAGGAGAUCGCCGCAGCACUCGUCACUGACCUCCAAAAGACGAACUCAACGGACGUCACUCUCACCUCGUUCGGCGAGUCGUCUGAGGCAUCCGGCAUCGCAGCCCUUCUCGAGGAGAACGGCGUGGCUGUCGAGGUCAGCCAACUCGGAGCCACCCCCAAGCCCUACGGCGACGACGUCAACAACAUCCCUGCAGACGCGAUUGCAGUUGUUGGCAUGUCUGGACGAUUCCCCGACAGCGACACCCUCGACGAGUUCUGGCGCCUGCUGGAGACGGCGACCACGACGCACCAGGUCAUCCCCCAGAGCCGCUUCACCGUCGACGACUUCUACGAUCCCACGCGCGAGAAGCACAACGCCCUGCUGGCACGCUUUGGCUGCUUCCUCAAGAACCCCGGCGACUUCGACCACCGGCUGUUCAACAUCUCGCCCCGUGAAGCCAUGCAGAUGGACCCCGUCCAGCGCAUGCUGCUGAUGACCACCUACGAAGCCCUGGAGAUGGCCGGCUAUUCGCCUCCGACCCCCUCUGCUCCCGGUGACAGCGAGCAGGCCCCGCCUCGCAUUGCGACCUACUUCGGCCAGACAAUCGACGACUGGAAGAGCAUCAACGACCAGCAGGGCAUCGACACCCACUACCUGCCUGGGGUCAACCGUGGCUUUGCGCCCGGUCGGCUGUCGCACUUCUUCCAGUGGGCCGGUGGCUUCUACAGCAUCGACACCGGCUGCUCGUCCAGUGCCACUGCUCUCUGCCUCGCUCGCGAUGCCCUGACUGCCGGCAAGUACGAUGCCGCCGUGGUCGGUGGUGGUACGCUGCUGACUGCGCCGGAAUGGUUCGCUGGUCUCAGCCAGGGAGGGUUCCUUUCGCCGACUGGCGCCUGCAAGACAUACUCCGACCAGGCCGAUGGAUACUGCCGGGGCGAGGGUGUUGGUGUUGUCAUCCUGAAGCGUCUCGCUGACGCCGUCCGGUCCAAGGACAAUGUCAUUGCGGUCAUCGCCGGUGCGUCUCGCAACUGCAACGCCGGCGCUGGCUCGAUCACAUACCCUGGAGAGAAGGCCCAGGGGGCCCUCUACCGCCGAGUGAUGCGCCAGGCUGCGGUCCUUCCUGGCCAGGUCGAUGUCGUCGAGAUGCAUGGCACUGGCACCCAGGCUGGUGAUCGUGUGGAAACCACCGCCGUCCAGAGCGUCUUUGCUCCCACGAAUGCUCCUCAGCGCGAGAAGCCCUUGAUUGUUGGCGCGCUGAAGGCGAACAUCGGACACUCUGAAGCUGCUGCCGGCAUCAUCUCGGUGAUGAAGGCGAUCCUCAUCCUGCAGCACAGCAAGAUCCCCACGCAGCCGAACCAGCACAUGAAGCUCAACCCUUACCUAGAGCCCUUGAUUGGCAAGCAGAUCCAGCUGGCCAACGGUCAAUCCUGGACUCGCAACGGCAGUGAGCCCCGGUACAUCUUCGUCAACAACUUCGAUGCUGCGGGCGGCAAUGUCAGCAUGCUCCUGCAGGACCCCCCUGCCUUUGCUGUGCCAUCUCCGGUCUCCCAGUCCGACGCACGCACUCACCAUGUCGUCGUCACGUCUGGCCGCACUGCCACAGCCCAUGAGGCCAACCGGAAGCGUCUCCGUGCGUAUCUGACCGCGCAUCCCGACACCAACCUGGCGGAUCUUGCUUACACGACCACGGCUCGACGCAUUCACAACGUCUCCCGGGACGCGUAUGCCGUGUCCUCGACUGCUGAUCUUCUGCGCCAGCUCGAGAAGCCGCUGAACGACAAGAUUGACUCGGCCGCUCCAUCAGCAGUCGUCUUUGCGUUCACCGGACAGGGCGCGCAGAGCCUGGGCAUGGGGGGUGCUCUCUACAACACGUCCCCGACCUUCCGCCGCCAGCUGGACUCGCUGCAGGAGAUCUGCGACGCACAGGGGCUGCCCACCAAGUUCAUCAACGCCAUCCGCGGCGGCUCAGACGGAGCCAGCGUCACGGAAGUGGACAUGCAGGUGGCCACCGUUGCCCUUGAGAUCGCCCUCGCCCGGUACUGGCAAGCCCUGGGAGUGCGACCGACCGUCCUCAUCGGACACAGUCUGGGCGAAUAUGCCGCGCUCUGCGUCGCCGGUGUUCUCUCCACCAGCGAUGCUCUCGCCCUGGCAUUCCGCCGUGCGACUCUCAUCUUCAGCCGCUGCCCGCCGUCCGAGGCCGGCAUGCUGGCCGUUGGCCUGCCCAUGCGCACCGUGCAGUACCGGAUCCGCGACUCUGCGGCCACGGCUGGAUGCGAGGUCUGCUGCGUCAAUGGGCCUUCCAGCACUGUCGUCGGCGGACCGGUGGCUGCCAUCGAGGCUCUCGAUGAGUAUCUGAAGUCGGACGGCAAGGUCUCGACGACUCGCCUGCGCGUGCAGCACGCCUUCCACACCCGCCAGAUGGAUGUCCUCCUCGACGAGCUCGAGUCCAGUGCCGCCCAGGUCCCCUUCCACGCCCCGACCCUGCCCGUUGCCAGCACCGUCCUCGGUCGCAUUGUCAAGCCGGGAGAGGUGGGUGUGUUCGAUGCCAACUACCUCCGCCGUCACACCCGCGAGCCGGUUGCCUUCCUCGAUGCGGUCCGUGUCUGCGAAGCUGAAGGCCUCGUCGCCGACCGGUCCUUUGCCGUGGAGAUUGGCCCACACCCGAUCUGCAUUGGGCUCAUGGCUGCGUGCCUGCAGUCGACGAGCAUCAAUGCUUGGCCCAGUCUGCGCCGCGGUGGUGACGACUGGCAGUCCAUCUCUGGGGCUGUGGCUGCUGCACACCGUGCUCAGCUGCCUGUUGCUUGGAGCGAGUUCCACAAGGACCACCUCGACUCUGUUCGCCUCCUCAGCGAUCUGCCCACAUAUGCCUUUGACCUCAAGACCUUCUGGCACUCCUACAAGACUCCCACCGCGGCUGCUGCAGUCACUGCCGCUGCUCCGUCCCGGUCUUCUCGCUUGGCCUCCACCACUCUCCACUCCGUCGAGAAGCUGAACAAGGACGGUGACCUGCUCACCGGAACCUUCACCGUCCACCUGCCCGACCCCAAGCUGGCCAAGGCCAUCGGGGGCCAUGUCGUCGACGAGUCUGCCAUCUGCCCAGCCAGCAUCUUCAUCGACAUGGCGUACACGGCGGCCGCAUAUCUGGAGCAGGAGCAUGGAAGUGCCGCCUCCCUGUCGACGUAUGAGCUGACCAGCCUCGAGAUGCACAGCCCCCUGGUGCUGCGCGAGGACAUGGAGGUCCUGCCCGAGGUCUGGGUGGACGCUGCCCUCAACACCAAGACCAACACGGUCAGCGUGCAGUUCAAGGGCCGCAAGGGCACCACGCCUGUCGAGUAUGGCUCGGCCAUGAUGCUCCUGGGCCAGAACGACGCGAGUGUCCGCCGGGAUUGGUCUCGCAUCCAGCCGCUGAUCAAUGCUCGCGUGCAGACUCUCAACACGUCCACUCGUCCUCGGGAGGUGCACGCCAUGGACACCCUGCUCUUCUACAAGGUCUUCUCCGAGAUCGUCGACUACGCCACCCCCUACCACGCUGUCCAGGAGGCGAUGAUCGCUGCCAACUUCCGCGAUGCCUCCAUCACCCUGCAGCUGCCUGCGACCGGCGACCUGGGCACCUUCAUCAGCAGCCCCUUUGCCGUCGAUGCCCUGGUCCAUGUCGCGGGCUUCCUGCUCAACGCCGAUGUCCGCCGCCCGAAGAACGAAGUCCACAUUGCCAACCACAUUGGAUCGCUGCGCAUCGUGGGCGACCUGUCGUCGCCUGGGCCGUACCACGCCUACGCCACGAUCCGCGAGCAGGACCCCAAGUCCGGCGUCAGCUUCUGCGACGUGUACGCCACCGACGCCGAGGGCCAGCUGGUCGCGCUCUGCACCGACAUCUGCUUCAAGAAGCUGGAGCGCGACUUCUUCGCUCUGCUGACCGGGGCCACUCGCGGUCGCUCGUCCAAGCCAGCGCCCACUGCGCCCGUCAAGGCCAUGCCCAAGCGUGCCAGACAGCCUGCCCCGUCGCCGAGUCCCAGCAGCUCCUCUGGCUCCAACACGCCCAUGUCCCGGUCCGCCACGCCCAGCAGUGUUUCUGACACGGUCGACCUCUGCACCGAGCUGCUCGAGGCCGUGGCCGAGCGGACUGGAGUCAGCGUGGCCGAGAUGAAGGCAGCCCCUGGCACCACCUUCACCGACUUCGGCGUCGAUUCCCAGAUGGCCAUCGCCAUCCUCGCCACCUUCCAGCGCACCACCGCUGUCGAGCUCCCUGCUGCCUUCUUCUCCAACUUCCCCACCCCGGCGGAUGUCGAGCUGGAGCUGGGCGAUUCUCCCGCGGACUUUGAAGAGACCAAGCCCAGUCCUGUCUCGACCCCGGCUAAGGCUCCCACUCCAGUCCGCAAGCAGGGUCCGACUCCGAGCAACACCCUGCUGGCCUUGGUGUCCGACGCUCUAGGCCUCGAGGCCAGCGACCUGACACCCUCGACUACCUUUGAAUCCGUGGGCAUGGACUCGAUGUUGAGCAUCAAGAUCACUGCUGCCUUCCAAGGUGAGACCGGCAUCGAGCUCCCCGCGGCGUUCUUCACCCAGAACCCGACGGUGGGAGCGGCCGUGGAAGAUCUGGAUGGAGGCGAGGAGGAGAGUGCGCCUGUGACCACCGUCGCCGUCAGCGCCCCUGCAAAGGAGACGACGGCCGAUUCAGCCCGCCAGCGCAAACUCGACAGCGCCGUCUCGCGUGCCGUCCUCAUCCAAGGCAAGUCUCGAUCCCAGGAGGCCCCCUUGUUCCUGACCACCGACGGCUCUGGCACCGUGGAGUCCUACAUCCACCUCAAGGCCCUGCCCAAGGGUCGCCGCAUCUACGCCCUCGAGUCUCCCUUCCUCGAGCAGCCAGAGCACUUCGACCUCUCGAUCGAAGAGAUGGCCACCAUCUUCCUCCGCACAAUCCGCCGCAUCCAGCCUCAAGGCCCAUACCUGAUCGGCGGAUGGUCCGCGGGCUCCAUGUACGCCUACGAAGUCGCACACCGUCUGACCCGCGAAGGCGAAACCGUCGAUGCCCUCAUCAUCCUCGACAUGCGCGCCCCCUCGCUGAUCCCCACAUCCAUCGUGACGACCGACUUCGUCAACAAACUCGGCACCUUCGAGGGCAUCAACCGCGCCCGCGACCUCCCCGAGGACCUCUCCGUCAAGGAACGCGACCACCUCAUGGCCACCUGCCGCGCCCUCUCCCGCUACGACGCCCCGGCCUUCCCCAAGGGCCGCGAGCCAAAGCAAGUCGCCGUGGUCUGGGCCCUUCUGGGCCUCGACAACAGACAAGAUGCGCCCCCCGCAUGCAUGUGCCGACCGGGCGUUGAGCUCGGCAAGACACUGUACGAGAUGAACCUGGACGAGUUCGAGCACUACUUCAACUCGUGGUUCUACGGGCGGCGCGAGACAUUCGGGAUGAACGGGUGGGAGGAUUUCGUGGGCGAGCAUAUCGCGGUGCACACGGUGAAUGGAGACCACUUCUCCAUGAUGUGUCCGCCGUUUGCCAGCGAGGUGGGGGAUAUUGUUGUCGAUACUGUCACGCGGGCGGUUGGGGAAUAG